AUGGACACCACAAAGAUCAUCCUCGACACGAGGCUGGAGCUGCUCGACUACGCAAAUGACUACACCACCUACGCCUCCAAGCUGACCACUCGCCUCCGAAGCACCAAGAAGAGGCUGGGAAUUCCGGGAAAGAGCCAUGGCAAGCCAUCGAACGUCGACAUAACUCCCUCGCAGUUGGCGCAAAACCAUGAGUUCAUCCAGGUCCCUCUCCUCAAGGCCGAGCGCUGCUGGGCCAAGUCCAUGGCGUGGCAUUCAAGAGAUACCAUCAAUAGCGACACCCGUUCCAACAUUGUGUCGAAGCUCGUGAAAGCUGUCAAGGUUGUCGAGAACCUCGUUGCCACGUUAUCCGACAGCGCAAGCGGUGCGAUAACUUCAGAUGUUCUCAGCGCAAAGGCAUACGCCGCCGUGCUGAAGGGCGACUCGUCAUUCCGGGCCAAGAGGUGGGAAGAGUGCCUGAACAACUACAGUGUUGCAAAGGUCAUCUACAGCGCAUUGCCGUCGUCCAAACUGGAGGGAAAUACCUUCAGAGACUAUGUCUCGGGGUCUGUGGAUACCCCUCUGCGGUUUGCGCAGCGCCAGCAGAAUAUACCAACAUCGCUGUCCCUCCUGUCUCUUGCGAAACAGCAUCUGCCGCAAUCCGACAAGGCUCUGGUCUCCGGCGUGGAGGAGGUCGCCCCUGGCUUCCUCAAGCAGGACGAAGAUGCCGAUAUGGCCAACGGUGGUCCCCUCAAAACUGUCACAUGGAGGACUAGGGAGGUUCCCGUAGAAGACGCUGAGAUUGCCUCGAAAUUGGCAGCCCUGGAGACUGCUGCUUCCGAGUUGUCCCAAAAGCUGGGUUCUUCCCCUGACCUGCGGCCGAAUGUUAAGGCUGAGGCCUACGACAGUGUUCUUGAGAUCAGCAACUAUGCGAUUGAGGCGACGCUUCAGGCCAUUGACGAGCUCAAACAGCAGAGCGUGCCUCAAGGCGACCCAAGGAUGCAGAACCUGGCCAUACUGCGAACUAAGCUUAACUACGAUUUGUUGAGUUGGCAGAUAGGGCGAAACCGCGUUCUGCUGGGUCAGCAGGAUGGCGCCGUGCUAGAAGACGGCCCAGGCUUGAAGAAGGGCAGCGCUGCAGACACCGAGGCGCCCGCAAUCAAGGACAGCCAGCAAGUCAAGCAGCUGGAGAAGAAGGCAAACGUGUAUAGCAAGACAUUGCAGAUCCUGGAUGCGGCAAAGGAGCUUCCAGGUGUCGCGGCAGACGAGCAUCUUGCAGCAGAGAUUGACGCCGUGUCCAAAUAUUUCACAGCGUUGAAGUCUCUUGCAAUUGCUCGGUCUCACACACUGAUCGGUAAUCCUGCGAAUGCGCUCGCUCUCAUCAAGCACGCUCAUGACCAAAGCCAGGCUGCUUUGCCAGUAAUUGUCAAGCACAAUGAAAGCAAGGACACUGGCCUGAAGACCAUCGAGGUCGUCAAAUCAGACGCUGAAUUCCUUCAGAACCUACUGAAGGGAGAGCUGCAGCGUUGCCGGGCGCUGGUCGAAAUUGCCAACCUGCGGAAGCAGGCCGACAAGGGAGACUCCAAGGCGGCACAACGGCCCCUGAUCGACAAGCUCGGCCAGUACCCCUCCAAGGGAGUUAACCUCGAGAACAUUGUCACCUAUCCUCCAAAGAUGGAACCUAUUCCCAUCAAGCCAUUGUUCCUGGACGUGGCGUGGAACCACGUCCAAUACCCCCAGAAGCAAGCAGCGAAAGCGGGCGCUCUCGAAGACAAGACGAACGCCAAGUCUGGAGAGCCUGAGAAACAGCCUGCUAAGAAGGGCUGGUUUGGAUUCGGCAGGGGCUAG
Molecule: messenger RNA, 1824 nt
Organism: Diaporthe citri
Lineage: Eukaryota; Fungi; Ascomycota; Sordariomycetes; Diaporthales; Diaporthaceae
Exons: 3
Coding region: 1-1824 (607 amino acids)
Biological process (GO): SRP-dependent cotranslational protein targeting to membrane
Cellular component (GO): signal recognition particle, endoplasmic reticulum targeting
Molecular function (GO): endoplasmic reticulum signal sequence receptor activity; 7S RNA binding; signal recognition particle binding
Source: RefSeq, a predicted model, not a curated record